AUGACCAGGGCUGGGGUUCCUCUGCUCCUCGUCGCCAUCCACCUCUCCCUGGGGCGGUCUGAUUAUGCUCCAUAUUUUUAUGACAAUGGGCCAAGCAGCCUCGAUGGAAACAUGGCUUUGUUCAGCUUAUCAGAGGACACACCUGUGGGCACACAGGUAUUCGUGCUCAAUGGCACUGACCCCGAGGGAGACCCUGUGCGCUACGGCCUGGCCUUUGAGAAGGGCUCUAAGGAAUACUUCAAAGUUGACCCCAAGUCGGGCAACGUGACUCUCGUCGCCGAGUUAGACAGAGAGCAACAAGACGAGAUUGCAGUUCUUGUCAGUAUUACAGACGGAAGGAAUAAGGUGGUGGAGAAAGUAAGAGUGUUCAUCACAGACGCCAACGAUGAGCCUCCUGAAUUUAUCAAUUUGCCAUUCAUAGUGGACGUUCCCGAGAACACAGCAGAAGGCACCAGCCUCUAUAAGGUCCAGGCAGUGGACCGAGAUUUGGGAUCUGGAGGCAGCGUCAGUUACUAUCUACAGAGUUCUCCCAACACUAAGUUCACCAUAGACAGCCACAGUGGGGUCUUGCGCAUAAAACCUGGUGAGAAACUGGACUAUGAGACAACCAGGACCCACUUCCUGACUGUGGUGGCCAAGGAUGGGGGAGGCAAGUAUAAUGAGAAGUACCAGGUGAUGACCUCGACCGCCACUGUCACCAUCAACGUCCUGGACUCCCAGGACACUCCUCCUGCAUUUGUGGGAACACCCUACUUUGGCUAUGUGUACGAGGUGUCUGUGCCUGGCUCAGAGAUCUUCACAGUCUCAGCCAAAGACGGCGAUGAAGGCAACCCCAAUCCUAUCCACUACUCCUUUGUGAAUGGAAGUGAAGGAUACUUCAGCAUUAACAGCACCAGCGGAUGCAUUAGUCUACUGACCUACCCAGUCCAGCUGAGGAAUGAGCUCUUUGAACUCAAAGUCAAGGCCUUUGAGCUGGGACCAGAGAAUGAAGAACUGAGCUAUGCGAUCACCAUGGUUACUAUCCGAGUGGUUGACCUAAAUAAUCACCCCCCGACAUUCUAUGGGGAGAACGGUCCUCAAAGUCGAUUUGAGCUGACCAUGUACGAACACCCACCGGAAGGGGAGAUUCUACGAGGUCUGAAAAUCACUGUCAACGAUUCAGACCAGGGAGCCAAUGCCAAGUUUAAGCUGAGGCUUGUCGGACCGGGCCGAGUGCUCAGAGUCGUCCCACAGACCGUCCUCAACGAGGCCCAGGUCACCAUCAUUGUGGAGAACUCCACUGCCAUCGACUAUGAGAAAUACCAGUUCAUAGCAUUUAAGCUCUUGGCAGUUGAGAUUGACACUCCAGAGAGGUUCAGCGCCACAGCCGACAUCAUCAUCAACCUGAUUGACACCAACGACAACACGCCCAAGUUCUCCUCCGAGUACUACAUCGCCAGGAUUCCUGAGAACUCCCCUGGAGGAUCCAAUGUCGUGGCUGUGACAGCGUCCGAUCCCGACUCUGGGCUGUGGGGUGAAGUGAAGUACUCCAUUUAUGGAUCAGGAGCUGAUCUCUUCCUCAUCCACUCCACGUCCGGCAUCAUCUACACCCAGGCCUGGGCCAAUCUGGACGCCGAGGUGAAGUCCAAGUAUAACUUCUAUGUGAAGGCCGAGGACACGGAGGGCAAGUACAGUCUGGCCGAGGUCUUUGUCACGGUGUUGGAUCUCAACGAUCACCCUCCUGAGUUCAACGACAACUUCCUGGAGAAGACCAUGAUCAUUGGUGCCCCAGUGAAAAUACAGGCUGUGGACGAGGAUGCCGAGGAGCCCAAUAACGUCAUUGAGUACUCCAUCAUGAGAGCUGACCCCGACAACAUAUUUGAGAUCAAUGGGGCCACGGGCGAGAUCAAGCUCAAGCCCUACAUCAAAUCGCUGGAGAUUGUGCACAACAUCACCAAGCAGAAGGACUGCAAGUGGUCCCUGGUGGUCCAAGCCCGUGACCGAGGAAAGCCAUCGUUUAGCACCACGGCCGUUUUGAAGAUUGACAUAACUGAGGCGACCCCCCUCAAGGGGCCCAUGGCGGCCUUUUUAAUGCAGAGUAGAGAGAAUCCGUUGAAAGCCCUAGGCAUGAUGGCUGGGUUCAUUAGUCUUAUGGUGCUAGUGACUAUCUUGAUCUCCACGGCUAUGUUUUUGCGCAACACAAAGACCAACAGGAUCAUGCCGGCGCGGCGCAUCAUCCGCCGGAGGCAGCGGGAGCCCGCGCGGAGCUUCAACUUCUUCAAGUCGCCUUUCAGCCGGCCGGACAGCGCGGGCGACGACCUCGACCUCGAGGACCCCGAGGGCGACGACGGCAGCGGCGGCAGCAGCGAGAACGUCGCCAGUAGCCAGAACUCCGGCAGCCAGAACCUCAACCUGAACAACAACAGCGCACGCGGACCCAAACCCCCGCCGCCCAGUGCCCCGAGACUGCCCCCUCCUCCGACCGUCAACUACAAACCGUACGAGCGGCAGCGGGCGGUGCCCACCAUAUCGGGCACGUUGGCGUACAAAGGCUCCAAGAAGAAGAGACCUGACUCUGACAGCGUCAACAACGCGCUGGUCUCUGAGCUGAAGAUGAAACUAGAGCAGAAGAUAAAGGAGGCAAACAAAGGCUACUACUACUGACCCCUGCCCCCCCCCGUACAUGCGGUCAUUAUAUACCAAGCGUUUGCAAGAGAGUGCUGUGCUUUUUUGAAGGCCUCUUCAGGGCAUUCACCUUUCCACUGGCCUGUCAAGGACGAACUGUCCCUUGGUGACUUGCUCGUGAAUGUUUGACUAAUUUGGUCAAAUUGUCAAAUCUUCUUUUUUUGCCGUCUUUUGACAGAAUAUCCCUCCAUCCUUUCAGAUAACACCCUACCUCCCUUCCACCUCGCUAAAUUCUCACAUAUGCCCGGAAGAGCCGGCCACUCUAGUCAAUCUACUGUAAUCUGACAUCGUUCGUUAUUCAUACCAAACAAGCCAACCUGUAGGUUUUGGGAGGAGAUCUUAA
Molecule: messenger RNA, 3007 nt
Organism: Sardina pilchardus (European sardine)
Lineage: Eukaryota; Metazoa; Chordata; Actinopteri; Clupeiformes; Clupeidae
Product: cadherin-related family member 1-like
Exons: 17
Coding region: 1-2643 (880 amino acids)
Biological process (GO): calcium-dependent cell-cell adhesion; adherens junction organization; cell-cell junction assembly
Cellular component (GO): plasma membrane; adherens junction; catenin complex
Molecular function (GO): cadherin binding; calcium ion binding
Source: RefSeq, a predicted model, not a curated record